AUGGAAAACUAUAUGUUUAAGUUUAAGUUGGAGCAACCAGAGUCUACCAAAGAAAAUGAUAACAAGAAGUGUGUAUUCAAUGAUGAGGAAAUUGAAAUAAUAAAUGAUAACCCAAGAGAUCACGUUUCGGUUGAUUAUGGCUUAAAUAUUUUGUUCGAAGUGAUUGAAAAUGAAAAUAAUUAUAUUAGUAGUAGUAGUAGUAGUAGUAGUAGUGGUAGUAGUGGUAAAUCUAUUUGUAGAAGUAAGAAGUUACUAAGAACUCUUGACUGUAAUACUACAGAAAGAGAUGAUGAAUAUUUGGAUAAGGUAUUCGAAUUGGAGUUGUGCUUUGAUGGUGAUAUACAGCAAAAAUCUAUGAAACCGGACAGAGGUUUCAAAAUAUCAAACAUACUUUUAAAUUUAUUUUGA
This is a messenger RNA of Heterostelium album PN500, 408 nucleotides long. RefSeq lists its product as uncharacterized. Lineage: Eukaryota; Evosea; Eumycetozoa; Acytosteliales; Acytosteliaceae. The transcript has 3 exons. Bases 1 to 408 code for a protein of 135 amino acids. The record is from RefSeq and is a predicted model, not a curated record.